Messenger RNA from Jatropha curcas, 3156 nucleotides. Lineage: Eukaryota; Viridiplantae; Streptophyta; Magnoliopsida; Malpighiales; Euphorbiaceae. The record is from RefSeq and is a predicted model, not a curated record.
CUUCUCCCUCUCAAUCAGCAACAACAAGAAAGCAAUAGUCUUUCGAUACCACAAACGCUUUGUUUCUGUAUUUUUUUUUUUUAAUUUUUCCUUUUCUUGUUUCCGAUCGGAAAUGGAUUUUCACAGCCUCGCAAGGAAAGAGCUCCAAGCUCUCUGCAAGAAGAACAAGAUCCCUGCUAAUAUGACCAAUGUCGCCAUGGCUGAUGCUCUCAAAGCUCUUGAGAAGGUUGAAGGACUCGAUGAACUAAUCAAUGAUGCAACCAGAUCUGAUCCUCACGAAUCCCCAGAGAAAACUACUAAUGCAGAGCCUAGAACUGCAGGCAGAACCUCAACUAGGAGAAAGCCUAUUAAAGUUGAGCCUGAAAGUUCACAACCCCUGACUCGUACUCGGCGCGCAACAAGAAUAACAGUUGCUGAAGGGGCUGAACAAGAAAACAAGAAUGUGAAUUUACCAGAGACUCCAGCAAUGCCGGCUAGCCGGAGAAGGGCACCAGCUGCUUCAGCUCGCCAAAAAAUUGAUUCCCAAUUAAUGGAAAGUGUGGAAGAUGAGAAAAGUGAGGUAAUUGAGACUCCAGCAUUGAAGAGCUCCAGAAGAAAGGCCCCAGCAGUUUCAACUAAGAAGAAAAUUGAGCCCCUGAAGAGCGAACUGUCGGUUCAGAGAGUGUAUGGUACCAGGCAGUCAGUGAGAUUGUUGGAGAAAACCAUGGCAGGGUUGAGCUUGAAGGAGACAAGGAGAGUUGAGGCUGUGAAGAUUGAGGGGUUGGGUGAGGAAACUGAGGAAAUUGAACAGGAGAAGAAUGUGCCUGGAGGUGAUUCUGAAGUCAUUUCAUGCCAAGACAUAAAUGAGACACUUGGUGAGAGUGAAUUGAAGCAUGAAGUUCAAGAGGACAAGAGUAAUGGCCAUGAAGUGAAUGAGUCAGAGUCAGAAGUUCUUACAUGCCAAGACAUAAAUGAGACACUUGAUCAGAGUGAACUGAAGCAUGAAGUUCAAGAGGACAACAUGAGUAAUGGCCAUGAAGUGAAUGAGUCAGAGUCAGAAGUUCUUACAUGCCAAGACAUAAAUGAGACACUUGAUCAGAGUGAACUGAAGCAUGAAGUUCAAGAGGACAACAUGAGUAAUGGCCAUGAAGUGAAUGAGUCAGAGUCAGAAGUUCUUACAUGCCAAGACAUAAAUGAGACACUUGAUCAGAGUGAACUGAAGCAUGAAGUUCAAGAGGACAACAUGAGUAAUGGCCAUGAAGUGAAUGAGUCAGAGUCAGAAGUUCUUACAUGCCAAGACAUAAAUGAGAUACUUGGUGAGAGUGAACUGAAGCAUCAAGUUCAAGAGGACAACAAGAGUAAUGGCCGUGAAGUGAAUGAGCUAGAGUCAGAUGUUCUUUCAUGCCAAUAUUUGGAUGAAUCACAAGAGAACGAAAACAAAAAAAAGGAUGAAGUUCAAGAGGACAACAAGACUAAUGAUCAUGAAAUGGAAGAUGACUCAGGAGUUCUUGUACAAAAUUUUGAUCAGCCAUUUGGGACUGAAAGUGAAAUGAAGGAUGAACUUCAUGAGGACAGAAAGAGUGUUGAUUGUGAAGGGGAUUCAGAUGUUCUUUUCCAAGACAAAGAUCCUUUGCUAAAGAAUGGAAGUGAAACAAAAAUUGAAUUUCAAGAAGAUGAGAAUAGAAACGACCAUGAAUUGGUUGUUUGCAGUGCAAAACUGGAAAUGGCUUCUGAGCCAUGCACUGAUUUAGAUAAUUAUUUAAAUGCAAACGAUGAAGAUGAUAAUGACAGUUCAGAUGAAUUGUUUUCUUCGAAAGAUGAAAGCUCAGAGAAGAUAAUAGAUGUGAAUCAUGAGUCCAUUAAUGAGAACGGACUAGUUGCCGUUAUAGGACACUAUGAAAUGCUGAAUGCUUCUGUGAAGCCAGAAACUGAAGGGGAAUUGAAUGAAAAUCAAGAUUCUUUGAUUGUAGAAGCAUCUGAUAACAAUUCUGCAUGUCUCAUGGAAACAGAAGAUACUUCAGUUGAGGUCAUGAAUUCAUUGACCCCUAAGAUACCUGAAGUUGUGGACAAAGGAUCUGAAAUGGAUUCUAUGGAAGAUGACCGUGAUGACGAUCUGCUUUCAAACGCAGACACUGAGGAAGAUUCUGAUGUGAAUGACAUUGAGGAAGAGUCAUCUGACGGCAGUGAACCAGAUGAAGCUUCGUCAUCUGAUGGCAGCGAAUUGGAUGAAUCUUCUGAUGAAUUGGAUGAAACGUCUGACGACAGUGAAUCAGACGAAGUCUCUGAUGACAGUUUCACAAGUGAAGUUCAACAAAAUAAGAGUACAGAAGAAGUCCAGAAGGCUCCACUUACUCUCGAAGCUGAUUGUGAGAUGUCACAGAGUGGGAAUGAAAAAUGCAAGAAAGCUGAUGUUGUCAAUGGCAAUGUAGUUGAAGCUGAAGAAUCAGACCCAGUCGAGACUCCAAAAUCCGCAAAGAGUAGCCCUUUCUGUCCUCUUGUUUCUGACACUGAAAAGCAAAUUUGUGACAAAGUCACAGUUGGCAUGGUCUCUUCGCCAUUUGCAGCCAACACAAUUCAGGGCCAGUUUCCUCGUCCAACGGAGUCAACACCAAGGAAAUCAUCAACUAAGAAACUGACAACAAAUCAGAAAAUAAUCCAUCCAGACAUUAUUAACAAGGAGAACAUUGACAGCAGUGGCAGAAAAGUAGAGCCUAAAAAGGAUAAAAUGAAGAAGAAAAAGGAGGCUGCUGAUGAAUUACGUGAAAAGAGCCUAAGAGAGCUAAGCAAGAUGUUGAAAGAAACACUAGAGAUUACCAGUAAGAAGAACAAUGAGAGUAAAAAUGUCUCAAAGGUGGGAAAUAGACCGGCAUUGCAAAAACUACCAGAGAACUGUACAGCUAGAGCUGAAGCUGAGAACGAAAACUGAAAAUGCAUAGUGAAUAUUUGCCAGAAUAUAUGAAAAAGAAUGAAUUGCCCACCUUAAAAAUUGUGGUUAUUUCUUAGAUAGCCUAUAUAUGUAAAAGGGGUUUGCAUCCAAAUUCUUUGGUUUUCUUCUGUUACUUGCCUGUUUCUGAAUUUUUGCUACUGGUGAUUUUGAAUAUAAGACAUCAAUUCUACACUAUGCUUGUUGCAAUUGUCAAUUUUGUGGUUCUUUCAAUACCUACCCUAUUGUGCUUA